Saccostrea cuccullata (small rock oyster) is the source of this 598-nucleotide messenger RNA. RefSeq lists its product as uncharacterized. The record is from RefSeq and is a predicted model, not a curated record. The annotation marks the transcript as partial. Lineage: Eukaryota; Metazoa; Mollusca; Bivalvia; Ostreida; Ostreidae. The transcript is spliced from 9 exons.
ACUUAUUACUCUGACCAGGAGGAAGAAGGCAACUUAGUGGUCCUUACCCCAAAACUGACAUAUUCACGCUAUAUUGGACUGUCCUUUUCCUCUAUUGAAUCGGAAAAUGCAGAGACUGCAAGUGUCCAAGAAACUGCACAGACUGCAGAGACUACCACAGAUAAUGAGGAAACCCUCUUGACGACUUUGAAGGAUCUGAGAAAAGACAACGAGAAAGAGCCAUGCCAGAUGGUGCAAACGCAGACCAGUGAGGACAACAGAAAAACAAAAACAAGCAUUGAGAUCCAAAACCUGGAAGAGGGUAAAUGUGUCUGGGCCAAAGAUGAUGGAGACUGGUUUAAAGCCAAGGUUGUGAAAAUGAAGGUGGAUGGAGUGAAAGUGCACUAUGUAGGAUAUGGAGCCCAGUUCGACAAAUGGCUAUCCCUUGAUGAAGUCAAAGACUAUGAAUUUUCCAUUGGUGAAGAUGUCAAGGCUAGAUGGGAUGAUGGUUUUUUUUACAAAGGGAAGAUUGUGGAGAAGAAUGCUAAAGUAUACACAGUGCUGUUCAACGAUGGAGUGACUGGCAGGACGGAGCAUGUCAAGUUUUGACCAAUUGUAC